Medicago truncatula (barrel medic) is the source of this 528-nucleotide messenger RNA. Its product is annotated as agamous-like MADS-box protein AGL62. Gene Ontology annotation, biological process: regulation of transcription by RNA polymerase II. Bases 1 to 528 code for a protein of 175 amino acids. Gene Ontology annotation, molecular function: DNA-binding transcription factor activity, RNA polymerase II-specific; RNA polymerase II cis-regulatory region sequence-specific DNA binding; protein dimerization activity. NCBI's taxonomy places the organism in Eukaryota, Viridiplantae, Streptophyta, Magnoliopsida, Fabales, Fabaceae. The transcript has a single exon. The record is from RefSeq and is a predicted model, not a curated record.
AUGUCGAGCGGAAAGAAAGGCCGGGGUCGCCAAAAGAUCGAGAUGAAAAAGAUGAGUGACGAGAGCAACUUGCAAGUUACUUUCUCAAAGUGCCGUAGCGGGCUCUUCAAGAAAGCCGGUGAGAUUUGCACCCUUUGUGGUGCAGAUGCUGCUCUUGUUGUAUUCUCACCUAGUGGAAAGCUAUUUUCCUUUGGUCACCCCAAUCUUGAUACGGUCAUAUACUGUUAUCUUUCCCUCGUCCCACCCCAAAACAAUGGCACUAUGCAAUUCAUUGAGGCUAACCGCAAUGCCAACGUGCGCGAACUCAAUGCUCAGUUGACUCAAAUCAAUAACAUGAUGCAUGCCGAGAAGAAAAUUGGUGAUGAGCUGAGCAAUUUGCGCAAGGAAAUGGGGGCUAAGUUAAUACAUACUAACAAAUUUUUGAAAGCUCGACAAAGGAUCAAAUUACUUUUUGAACGAAGAUAUGAUGGGCAAAGAAAAAAAAUAAUAAAAGUUACUUGGCCGUGUGCUUUAAUGGUGGCUUUCUGA